AUUACACAACUACCACUUCCGCUAAUACGCACUUCACAAGCUCACCCAUUGCCCACUCUCACUGGCUGUCUCGGCCAUGGCCACGAACUUCCAAUUCCAUCACUGCCUCGCCUCCAUCACCUCCAAGCUCCCCUAUCUCCGAAAACCUAGCUUCUCUCAUUGGUUACCUGCACCGAUUCCCGGGAAAGUGAGGGUUUUCACUUUCCGGGAAAAGUUCGGAGGCAGAGGGGGAGUGUGCUCGGUUUGUUGUUUCUGUAAAACCGGGUCAGAAAUCGAAAGGGUUUCGGUUCAGGAGGAGGAGAAUGUGCAGCCUUCGUUCGAUAUCAAUCUCGCUGUCAUUCUUGCUGGUUUCGCAUUCGAAGCGUAUACAAGUCCCCCUGAACAUGUCGGAAGGUUUGAAGUUGAUGCUGCAGAUUGUAAGACAGUGUAUCCCUCGGAGUUGUUUGUACGUGAGAUAUAUGAUGGCCAACUGUUCAUAAAGUUAAAGAAGGGUUUGGAUUUACCUGCCAUGGAUCCGUGGGGAACAAGUGAUCCAUAUGUGGUCAUGCAAUUGGAUGGACAGGUUGCCAAAAGCAAGGUCAAAUGGGGGACAAAAGAGCCUACAUGGAAUGAAGACUUCACUUUUAAUAUCAAGCAGCCUCCAACAAAACUUCUCCAGGUUGCAGCUUGGGAUGCAAACCUUGUUACUCCACAUAAGCGCAUGGGUAAUGCGGGCAUUAGUCUGGAUUGCCUCUGUGAUGGCAAUUCACAUGAAAUAAUAGUGGAGUUGGAAGGAAUUGGUGGUGGUGGAAAGAUACAGCUGGAGGUUAAGUACAAAACUUUCGAUGAAAUUGAUGAGGAUAAAAAAUGGUGGAAGGUCCCUUUUCUUCUGGAAUUUCUUCGGAAACAAGGUUUUGAGUCUGCUCUGAAAAUGGUUGUGGGCUCUGAGUCUGUACAAGCAAGUCAGUUCGUAAAAUAUGCUUUUGCGCAAUUGAAGGCAUUCAAUGAUGCAAAGCUUUGGAAGGGUCAGUUUUCAAGUAUUGACAAGUAUGACUCAGGAGGACUGGGGAAGGUAAAUGAUUCUAUCGUGUCAGACAUGGCUUCACAAAUGGAUAAAGAUUCAGAAGGAUCUUUUAACGGCACAGGCUACAACGAAGAGAGCAAAUUAGAGGAUUUUCGUGCAGAUAAUGGUGGUAUGGAGAAUGGAGAUGCCUUGGAACCAGUGACUCCAGUUGGCAAUUCGGUGCAUUCAGAUAAACUUUUUUGGAGGGACUUUGCUGAUGUUAUCAAUCAAAAUGUUGUUCAGAAACUUGGUAUCUCUGUUCCUGAGACACUAAAGUGGGAUGGAUUUGACUUAUUAAGUAGAAUUGGCUUACAGUCACAAAAAAUUGCCGAAGCAGGUUAUAUUGGAUCAGGGCUUGCAACUUCAGAAGGUCCAGAUAGUGAGAUUGAUAAAAAAAUUGGCUCACUUGGCAUUAGCGCAAUUCAGUCUUCAAUACCAGAUAUUAAAAAAUUGACACAGGAUAUAACGAGGCAAACUGAUUCUGUUUUAGGGGCAUUAAUGCUUCUUAAUGCAACAGUUUCUCAAUUAAAGAAGGAUGGACGUCCUCAAGGAAAGAGUGAAACAAAAGAAGAGGCUUUUACCAAACUGGAAGAUAAUAAUGAAGUAGGAUAUUCCGAAAGUGAGAAGCUUUCCAGCUCAAGCAAUGGGUCAGUGGUGGAUGAAAAGAGAGCUGAGGAGAUGAAAGCACUUUUUUUAACUGCAGAAAGUGCCAUGGAAGCUUGGGCAAUGCUUGCCACUUCACUGGGCCAUCCUAGUUUUAUUAAGUCGGAGUUUGAGAAAAUAUGUUUCUUAGACAAUGCAUCCACAGACACACAGGUUGCUAUUUGGCGUGAUUCUGCAAGGAGAAGAUUAGUAGUCGCUUUCAGAGGAACAGAACAAGCACGAUGGAAGGACUUGAGAACUGAUCUGAUGCUUGUUCCUGCUGGGCUAAAUCCUGAAAGGAUAGGUGGAGACUUCAAGCAAGAAAUUCAAGUUCACAGUGGUUUUCUAAGUGCAUAUGAUUCGGUCAGGACAAGGAUAAUUUCUCUAAUUAAACUUGCAAUUGGUUGUAUAGAUGAUCUUGCUGAGCCGUUGCUCAAAUGGCAUGUGUAUGUGACUGGUCAUAGUUUAGGUGGUGCAUUGGCCACCCUUCUUGCUCUUGAGCUUUCCUCUAGUCAGUUAGCUAAGCGUGGGGCAAUCUUUGUGACUAUGUAUAACUUUGGAUCUCCUAGAGUUGGUAACAAAAAAUUUGCAGAACUUUAUAACGAGUACUUACAUUUGCAGAAAGUUAAAGAUAGCUGGCGAGUCAUAAACCACAGAGAUAUUAUACCAACAGUCCCCCGCUUGAUGGGUUAUUGCCAUGUAGCUCAACCUGUUUAUCUAGCAGCUGGAGAUCUAACAGAAGCCCUGGUAGCGGAAAACAUGGAGCUUUCAGGCGAUGGUUACCUGGGUGAUGUACUUGGAGAGUCCACGCCAGAUGUUAUUGUCAGUGAAGUUAUGAAGGGUGAGAAGGAACUUAUUGAAAAGAUUUUACAAACUGAAAUAAAUAUAUACCGUUCAAUUAGAGAUGGGACUGCACUUAUGCAGCAUAUGGAGGAUUUUUAUUACAUCACAUUGCUAGAGAAUGUUAAAUCCAAUUACCAAACUGCCAUGAAGUUGCAAUCCGACCAGCAAGAUAGUUUGUAAAUCAGCUAAGAAGCUUGUGAUGUCCCCAAGGCCUGCAGCAUGGUUAUGCAUGUAUCUUCUAUCAGAUAUGUACAGAGUAUAAUUGAGACGUUAUCAAACUCAUGCAAUAGAAAUUUAAUCGAAUCUACUAGUACUAUACCCCUUGUUUGCAAUAAAUUAUUGUAACAUUUCUAUGUAAUUUGAGAUAUAGAUGGAAAUUGAUAUGAAUUUG
Corylus avellana is the source of this 2918-nucleotide messenger RNA. Lineage: Eukaryota; Viridiplantae; Streptophyta; Magnoliopsida; Fagales; Betulaceae. The record is from RefSeq and is a predicted model, not a curated record.